Molecule: messenger RNA, 1008 nt
Organism: Sodiomyces alkalinus F11
Lineage: Eukaryota; Fungi; Ascomycota; Sordariomycetes; Glomerellales; Plectosphaerellaceae
Exons: 5
Coding region: 1-1008 (335 amino acids)
Biological process (GO): positive regulation of mitochondrial DNA replication; DNA recombination
Cellular component (GO): nucleus; mitochondrial large ribosomal subunit
Molecular function (GO): structural constituent of ribosome; single-stranded DNA binding; DNA strand exchange activity
Source: RefSeq, a predicted model, not a curated record
AUGUCGGGGGAAAUGAAAAAGAACAAGGCAGAAGACUUCGAGGCGAUUCAAGCCUUUAUGCGUUUAUCCUUGGAUUCGAGAGAAGCUGGAGGUGGGACGACUCAUGAGCUGAUGUCUCUGGCAUCAUCGCCUCUUUGGCUAUGGAAAGAUCAGAAUCGAAGGAGGUUUCCACACAACAGCAGCCAUGAACUCGAUUCCCAUCUUCAGGUUUUCACAGUUAUCUGUCGGCGUCUCAAGGACGAUCGCUGGGGCGAGCAGAUCUGGGUGUGGAACCACCUACUCGAAAAUCAGAUCAUAUACUCGCACACCAAAGUCCUCGAUUCCAACCAUGCCCUACAACAGCUCCCAUUCAUCGCGAAGAAAUCGAAGCCCGCCAAAUUGCGUAAAGACCUCUGGCGACCCAUGGCGAUGAUUCAGUUCCCCCUGGGCGCCGGUGUGGCGGGGCAAUCAGCUUUUCAGAAGCUACGGGAAUUCCGACGACGACACGAGCUUGAAUGGGACGACAGUCUUUUUUUCGAAACGGAGCCAGACCCGACAACAGGAGAGAUGAAGCGCGUGAAGCUCCGCUCGCGUAUUGAGCGCGGCUACGCCAUCCACGACCAACGAGCCAACGCCAUCGCCGACAUGGCUGCCGUGCUAGCCGGUGCCGGCCGCGGGAGCAGAGUAUGGAUCAGCCCCGCGGAACGGAUGAUGCUAGAAGAAGGGAACAAGGAGCUGGAAAAUAAGCAGGAGGGAGAGGUGGACGAGGCCAGCAGCAGCAGGAACGACCGCAUCGUCGAGCUACGUGGGAAAAGGUGGUCUCCUGCCGCGCCACGCGAGGACGACCCGGACCGCGAACUGAUCAAGGCUACGGUGUAUUGGAUGAACGCUCAGGACCGGAACUACGCGGAGAAGUGGAGCGACAAUGUCACGCAUGAACUAUUCGAAGAGGCUAAAGCGGCAGGAGAGACGCUCGCCGAAACAGGGUCGGAACCUGGAACAAUUCGUGCAGAGCUUUCCAGCGCCUGA